Molecule: messenger RNA, 2137 nt
Organism: Solanum dulcamara
Lineage: Eukaryota; Viridiplantae; Streptophyta; Magnoliopsida; Solanales; Solanaceae
Product: auxin efflux carrier component 2
Exons: 7
Coding region: 1-1899 (632 amino acids)
Biological process (GO): auxin polar transport; auxin export across the plasma membrane
Cellular component (GO): endoplasmic reticulum; plasma membrane
Molecular function (GO): auxin efflux transmembrane transporter activity
Source: RefSeq, a predicted model, not a curated record
AUGAUUAAUGGUAAAGACAUAUAUGAUGUUCUUGCAGCAAUUAUACCUUUAUAUGUUGCUAUGAUGUUAGCUUACGGCUCUGUUCGGUGGUGGAAAAUCUUCACCCCCGAUCAGUGUUCCGGUAUUAACCGAUUCGUGGCGGUUUUCGCCGUUCCUCUGCUUGGUUUUCACUUCAUCUCCACUAAUGAUCCUUACUCUAUGAAUUACCAUUUCAUUGCUGCUGAUUCCUUACAGAAAGUUGUCAUCCUUUUCGCACUUUUCAUAUGGCAUGUUUUCACCAAAAGAGGAAGUUUAGAAUGGAUGAUUACUCUGUUUUCGCUUUCUACUCUGCCCAAUACUUUAGUGAUGGGAAUUCCUCUGCUUAAAGCAAUGUACGGAGAUUUCUCAGGGAAUCUCAUGGUUCAAAUUGUUGUUAUGCAGAGUGUGGUUUGGUACACUCUCAUGUUAUUCAUGUUCGAGUACAGAGGUGCUAAGUUACUAAUCGGAGAGCAAUUCCCUGAAACAGCUGCAUCGAUUACUUCAUUUCGGGUUGAAUCGGAUGUAGUUUCGCUUAACGGGCGUGAACCUUUACAGGCCGAUGCUGAAAUUGGGGACGAUGGGAAAUUACAUGUUAUUGUUAGGAGAUCCUCUGCUUCAUCAAUUAUUUCCUCUUACAAUAAAGGGAUACUGCAAUCGAAUAAUAUGACUCCCAGAGCUUCUAAUUUAACCGGUGUUGAGAUUUAUUCGGUGCAAUCAUCUCGAGAACCAACUCCAAGAGCGUCUAGUUUUAACCAGACAGAUUUUUACGCUAUGUUUGCUAGCAAAACAGCUAGUCCGAAGCACGGGUACACGAAUAGCUUUGGUGGAGAUCAUGUGUUCUCUCUGCAGUCAUCUAAAGGUCCAACACCGCGAACCUCAAAUUUUGAAGAGGAGAUGUCCAAGAUUGGAAGCAAUAAUAAGAAGCAUAGAGGAGGUAGGAGUAUGAGCGGAGAGCUAUACAACAGUGGUAGUACUGCUUCUGCUAAUGGAUUGGUGUAUCCGCCUCCAAAUCCAAUGUUUUCGGGGCAAAGGAAAAAGGAAGUUGGAAGCGGAAGUGGAGUGCCAACACCGUCAGUGCCAGUGCCAAUGCCAAUGCCAAUGCCGAAUACGAAUAACAAUAAUAGUAAAGAGCUUCAUAUGUUUGUUUGGAGUUCAAGUGCUUCUCCUACAUCUGAAGCUAAUCAUAAACAUGCAGUUAAUAGAGGUGGUUCAACUGAACUUGGAGUUCUUGAUGCAUCCAAAGCCGUUCUUCAACAAGAGAUAGCUGCAGCAAGAGAGAAUGCAAGUUCCGUUGGUAAAGGAAAUGUCGAAAAAGAAAUAGAGAUUGAGGAUUGUUCGAAGAAUAUGGGAACUGAAGAAGAGAAGAAAACACAGAUGCCUCCUGCAAGUGUUAUGACAAGGCUCAUACUUAUUAUGGUAUGGAGGAAGUUGAUAAGAAAUCCAAACACCUAUGCAAGUUUGAUAGGACUCAUUUGGUCACUCGUAUCAUUCAGGUGGAAUAUUCAAAUGCCUUCGAUUGUGAAAGGUUCAAUCUCAAUUCUAUCAGAUGCUGGUCUUGGAAUGGCUAUGUUCAGUCUAGGUCUAUUUAUGGCUUUACAACCAAAGAUCAUAGCUUGUGGGAAGUCAGUUGCGACAUUUUCCAUGGCAGUUAGGUUCUUAACAGGACCUGCUGUUAUUGCUGCUACUUCUAUCGCUAUUGGCCUUCGUGGUGUAUUACUACAUGUUGCCAUCGUUCAGGCUGCUCUUCCCCAAGGCAUUGUUCCCUUUGUGUUUGCAAAAGAAUACAACGUCCAUCCUGAUAUUCUUAGCACCGCGGUUAUAUUUGGAAUGCUAGUUGCGUUGCCAAUUACAAUACUAUAUUACAUACUUCUUGGGGUGUAGACAUGGGGAACAGAGACAGAUAAGUUCAAUGGAUUCAACAAUAUGGAAAGACAAUAGGAAACUACUAUAUGCUCCCUGCAUGUGACUUCUUAAUUAUACAAAAAGCGCAUUAAUUUAUUUUCAUUCUUUUUCUUUAAUUUUGUAGUUUUAAUUUUUAUAGUUAGCUAGGAAGAACUGGUCAUCAAUAGUCAUGUUGUAUUAUUACUUCAUUUACUAUUAUCAAAGUUCAGAUCUAAAC